AAAUCUUUUUAGCCUUCAUUUCAAGCCCGCCGCCUCUUCUUUUGCAGUUGAUCUUCUUCUUCUUCUUCAUAUGGAGAAUUAUCAAAUGUUCUUUCCUGUGUCAUCACCAUCAAACAUGGAGAAUAAUUUUUCUCAAGUGCUUUUCGAUAAUUUUCAUGGGGAUACUUCGAUUGGGUUGUUGCCGGAUAUGAAGACAGGCAGGUUCAACCAGGUAGCAGAAGUUAAGGAACUUGUCGAAAACGGCAGAUUUGUCGGGCCUGAAAUUGAGAUAAAAUCAACCGGCGGUGAUUGUUGCAGAAAGAAGGGGAAGAAGAUUAAGAAGCAUAGAUAUGCUUUUGAAACAAGGAGUCGAGUUGAUAUUCUUGAUGAUGGAUAUCGUUGGAGGAAAUAUGGGCAAAAGGCUGUUAAGAACAACAAAUUCCCAAGAAACUACUAUCGAUGCACACAUCAAGGAUGCAAUGUGAAGAAGCAAGUCCAACGUCUAACCAAAGAUGAAACUGUGGUUCUCACCACUUACGAAGGGGUUCACACGCAUCACAUAGACAAGCCAAUCGACAAUUUUCAACAUAUCUUGAAUCAGAUGCAAAUUUACACGCCCUUUUAGUUCACAUGCAUGAAAUGAUGUAUGUAUACUUUGGUGAGGAGCCGUAGCAAUCUUGAAUUUGAUCUUUCCAUUUGAAAUAAUAAACUAAUGUACUUUGGAAUCUUAUAAAAUUUCUUUUGUUAUUGAA
Hibiscus syriacus is the source of this 731-nucleotide messenger RNA. RefSeq names its product probable WRKY transcription factor 75. Gene Ontology annotation, biological process: regulation of DNA-templated transcription. Bases 71 to 604 code for a protein of 177 amino acids. The transcript is spliced from 2 exons. The record is from RefSeq and is a predicted model, not a curated record. NCBI's taxonomy places the organism in Eukaryota, Viridiplantae, Streptophyta, Magnoliopsida, Malvales, Malvaceae. Gene Ontology annotation, molecular function: sequence-specific DNA binding; DNA-binding transcription factor activity.